Leptopilina heterotoma is the source of this 2097-nucleotide messenger RNA. It is a transcript of the gene pit, whose product is annotated as probable ATP-dependent RNA helicase pitchoune. The transcript is spliced from 10 exons. The record is from RefSeq and is a predicted model, not a curated record. Gene Ontology annotation, cellular component: nucleolus. Gene Ontology annotation, biological process: maturation of LSU-rRNA from tricistronic rRNA transcript (SSU-rRNA, 5.8S rRNA, LSU-rRNA). Bases 106 to 2022 code for a protein of 638 amino acids. NCBI's taxonomy places the organism in Eukaryota, Metazoa, Arthropoda, Insecta, Hymenoptera, Figitidae. Gene Ontology annotation, molecular function: ATP binding; RNA helicase activity; nucleic acid binding.
GUACUUUUGAGUUUUGGGUUUUGAUCACAUGUCACAUGUGUUUGUUGCUAUAAGAAUUGUUUUUCUUAAUUAUUAUCAUUAAUAUUAGAGAAAUUGUGUUAAAAUAUGUCUGUUCCUGAGAAAUUGUUGAUGCGCAAAAUUAAAAAAAGAGAAAAAAAGAAAUUAGAAUUUUUAAAACAACGUGCCGAGGAACAACAGAAUGAAAAAUCAAAAAAUCUCGAUAGUGAAACUGAAGAAGUUAAAGUAACUAAUGGACUUGGGGUGAAAAGGAAAAAGAAUGAAGAUGUUGAACCCAUUAAAAAGAAGAAGAAAAAAGUUAAAAAGCAAAAGGUAGAAGUCGAAUCAGAAAGUGAUGAAGAGGAAAUUGAAGAGAUGGAAGAAGAAAAAGAGGAAAUUCCAAAUGAAGAAGAAGAAAAAGAUACAAUAGAUGAAGAAGAUUUAGAAAAACAAAAUGAUAAAUCGGAAGAUUUCACUUUGCCUGGUUGUUCGGUGGGUUUAGAAGUAUUUAAAAAUCCAGAAUUUUCAGCAUUGGAAACUAAAAUAUGUGAGAAUACAUUGAAGGGUAUAAGUGAUAUGGGUUUUACAAAAAUGACAGAAAUACAAGCGCGUUCCAUACCGUCGUUACUUGAAGGCAGAGAUCUAGUUGGUGCUGCAAAAACUGGCUCGGGAAAAACUUUAGCUUUUCUUAUACCCGCAAUUGAUCUCAUUUAUAAACUCAAGUUUAUGCCUAGAAACGGAACGGGUUGUAUUAUUAUUUCGCCGACACGUGAAUUGGCGAUGCAAACAUUUGGUGUUUUGAAAGAAUUAAUGAAAUAUCAUUUUCACACAUAUGGAUUAUUAAUCGGCGGUACUGAUAGAAAAACAGAGGCGCAAAAAAUAGCGAAAGGAAUUAAUAUUAUCGUUGCAACGCCCGGACGUCUAUUAGAUCAUCUUCAAAAUACAGCCGAUUUUUUGUACAAAAACUUACAAUGUCUCAUUAUUGACGAGGCUGAUCGUAUUCUUGAUAUUGGAUUCGAAGAAGAAAUGAAACAAAUCAUCAACCUCUUGCCGAAAAGAAGGCAAACGAUGCUUUUUAGUGCAACGCAAACAAAAAAGACGGAAGCAUUAACGAAAUUAGCUUUAAAGAAGGAGCCAAUUUAUGUUGGUGUUGACGAUGAGAAAUUACAAGCAACGGUUGAUGGUUUAGAGCAAGGAUACGUGAUGGCACCAAGUGACAAGCGAUUUCUUCUUUUAUUCACUUUUCUCUGCAAAAAUCGAAAUAAAAAAGUUAUGGUCUUCUUUAGUUCGUGUAUGUCAGUUAAAUAUCAUCAUGAACUUUUAAAUUAUAUCGAUCUUAAAGUUCUCUGUAUUCAUGGCAAACAGAAACAAACAAAACGAACGACAACAUUUUUUCAAUUUUGUAACGCAACCACGGGAAUUCUUUUGUGCACUGAUGUUGCUGCAAGAGGACUUGAUAUUCCAGAUGUUGAUUGGAUUGUUCAAUAUGAUCCACCUGAUGAUCCUAAAGAAUAUAUUCAUCGAGUGGGAAGAACGGCCCGUGGAGAAGGCAGCAGCGGUCAUGCUUUAUUAAUAUUGCGACCUGAGGAACUUGGUUUUUUGCGUUAUCUCAGCCAGGCUCGAGUUCCCGUAAAUGAAUUCGAAUUCUCAUGGAAUAAAGUGAAAAAUAUUCAACUCCAGUUGGAGAAAUUAGUAGCGAAAAAUUACUAUUUAAAUAUGUCUGCAAAAGAAGCCUAUAAGGCUUAUGUACGAGCUUAUGAUUCUCAUCAUUUGAAGCAGAUUUUUGAUAUUGAAACUUUGGAUUUGGCCGCUGUUGCAAAAUCGUUUGGAUUCAUUAAUCCACCAGCAGUUGAUUUAAAAGUGGGAUUAAGUAAAGAUACAAGACCACGGAAGAAAAUUGGAGGCGGUGGUUAUGGAUAUAUGAAAAAUAUGAACAAUCCCAGUGGUGGAAAGCAGAUGCAUCGAAAGAAAAUUUUCCAUCAAGGUGGAAAACGUGGAAAUGACGGUCGACAAUUUUCGAGAUAAUCAAUUAUCAUCAACGAGAAAUUAAUGUUUCUUGUUACAAUUUGUAAAAUAGAAAUAAAUUUAUUAUUAAAUAUA